Vigna radiata var. radiata (mung bean) is the source of this 660-nucleotide messenger RNA. Its product is annotated as cationic amino acid transporter 8, vacuolar-like. The transcript is spliced from 2 exons. The record is from RefSeq and is a predicted model, not a curated record. Gene Ontology annotation, cellular component: plasma membrane. Gene Ontology annotation, biological process: amino acid transport. Bases 1 to 660 code for a protein of 219 amino acids. NCBI's taxonomy places the organism in Eukaryota, Viridiplantae, Streptophyta, Magnoliopsida, Fabales, Fabaceae. Gene Ontology annotation, molecular function: amino acid transmembrane transporter activity.
AUGGUGGCGACGAUGGCUAAAGAGACGAAGAAGCCUUCGAGGGACAUUCCUAUUGGUUUGGUUGGGUCAAUGAGCAUGAUUACGAUUGGGAUGAGUUGGGCUAAGUACCUUGUGAGCAUUUGUGCGUUGAAGGGGAUGACUACAAGCUUGCUUGUUGGGUCCAUGGGUCAAGCUAGGUACACCACUCGGAUUGUAAGGUCGCACAUGAUCCCACCUUUCUUCGCCCUCGUUCACCCCAAAAUAGGAACCCAUAUGAAUGCCACUCUCUUGACAACUCUUUGUAGCUCUAUCAUCGCUCUUUUCUCUAGCUUGGAUGUUCUCUCUAGUGUUUUCUCCAUCAGCACGCUCUUCAUUUUCAUGCUUAUGGUUGUUGUGUUGCUUGUGAGGAGUUACUAUUCCUGGGAGAGCAAUGGCAAGAGUGAGUUAGCGAGAAUUCUGAUUUGCUUGUUUGUGAUUGUUGGUUCUUCUGAUGUUAGGGCUGCGCUUUGGCAUUCACGGAUACUCGGUUGGAUCGAUUACACAGUUGCUUGCGGCUUGUGUUUGGUUUUGGGAACUUUGGGUAUGAGUUUGCUUCCCAAGCAGAGAGCUCCGAAGGUCUGGGGGGUUCCCUUGGUUCCCUGGCUCCCCUCCUUGUUCGUUUCCACCAACCUUUUGUUGUAA